Messenger RNA from Pogona vitticeps (central bearded dragon), 4850 nucleotides. The record is from RefSeq and is a predicted model, not a curated record. NCBI's taxonomy places the organism in Eukaryota, Metazoa, Chordata, Lepidosauria, Squamata, Agamidae.
GGCACCUCGUGCACCGAGGAGAAGGAAGGGGCUUGCCGCCUGCGCCGGCUCUUCUCUCUGCCAAGCUCCCCAGCCUAGGGCGGCGGGCACUGCGGCUGCCUCCUUGCCCUGUGCCUGCCUGCGCCGUGCAAACAAUGAGCCGGCAAGGAGCGGCCACAGCACCCUCGGCUGCCUAGAAAGGAAGCGGGGACCCUCUUCUUCUUCUUCCUCCUCCUCCGCCGCCGGCGCCGCCGCCUCUUCCUCUCCUCCAGAGGAGACGCCAAGAGGACGGGUUUAAAUAUGAAUGAAGACCCGACGGUAAAUUUAACGUGGCUGCUCCAGGAUCACUUAGAAGCCAGUCCGACAGAGAAUGUCUCGGCAAUGGUCACCUCCCUGAUUCCUGUUGAUGACCCAGAACCAGGUUUUAUAGUAAACCCGUGGGAUAUUGUCUUGUGUACUUCAGGAACCCUUAUCUCCUGUGAAAAUGCGGUGGUGGUCCUUAUUAUCUUCCAUAAUCCUAGUCUUCGUGCCCCAAUGUUCCUAUUGAUAGGCAGCUUGGCCUUGGCUGACCUCUUAGCAGGAAUUGGGUUGAUCUUCAAUUUUAUUUUUGCAUACCUUCUCCAGUCAGAGUCCACCAAACUGGUCACCAUAGGAUUGAUCGUUGCAUCUUUCUCUGCCUCUGUCUGCAGUUUGCUGGCUAUCACUGUCGACCGGUACCUCUCACUGUAUUAUGCUUUGACUUACAAUUCAGAGAGGACUGUCACUUUCACCUAUGUCAUGCUUAUUUUGCUCUGGGGAGCUUCAAUUUGUAUUGGACUGCUGCCUAUUAUGGGCUGGAACUGCCUCAGAGACGAAUCCACCUGCAGUGUGAUCAGACCACUCACUAAAAAUAACGCGGCCGUCCUCUCUGUCUCUUUCUUGCUCAUGUUUGCUCUUAUGCUACAGCUGUACAUUCAAAUCUGUAAAAUAGUGAUGCGCCAUGCCCACCAGAUCGCUUUGCAACACCACUUCCUGGCCACCUCCCACUAUGUGACGACCCGAAAAGGAGUAUCAACGUUAGCCAUUAUCCUGGGAACCUUUGCUGCUUGCUGGAUGCCUUUUACACUUUAUUCUUUAAUAGCUGACUACACUUAUCCUUCCAUAUAUACCUACGCUACCCUCCUUCCAGCCACGUACAACUCCAUUAUCAACCCUGUAAUAUAUGCUUUCCGAAACCAAGAAAUACAAAAGGCCCUUUGGCUCAUCUGCUGUGGAUGCAUCCCUUCCAAUCUUUCUGCAAGGGCAAGAUCCCCCAGUGAUGUUUGACUAAGAGAGAAGAGGACAUUGUUCAUCUAGCAUUUAUGUUACAUGGCUGUACUACUUUCAUUGUAUUGUACAUAACAGGUUUGCACACAGGGAGUAUUGGCCUUUUCAGAGAGAAAUACCAUGUUGACCAAAAUAAACCAUGGGAGGAAAACGAUUUAUAUUUUUGUUUUGACCAAUUUUAAAUAUUACUCAGAUUCUGUUCUUGUUGCAUUCUAAGGGAAUUUCUUAGCUCCUCCCUGUUUUUUUCAACCCAACUUUGAGUCCCCAAAUAUUCUUGGAAUGAAACUCCCAGAAGCCUUCACUGCUACCUGCGAUGAUCAGGAUUACUGGGGGUUGUAGUCCAGAAACAUCUGGGGACCCAAAGUUGGGAACGACAGCUCUGAAGGAAGAGACCACUAUCACAAGGAAUUUAUUUAUUUAGUUCAUUUUUAUUCUGUUUUUCUUCCCUGAAUUCCAAGUAGCCUCUGUGGCUUUUCUCCUCCCUGAAACCGUGUGAGCUAGAAUGGUCUGAAAGAGAGUGACUGGCUUAAGGUCACCCAGUGAGUCUCAUAACUCAGUCAGAGUCUAUUACCUGACCCUCCCAAGUCCCAUUUCAGUAUCCUGUAUCCUGGUGCAGCCUAUGAUCCAAAGGGGAGUGCGUGGAUCAAGCAGAGGGAAUCCCUACUGCUGAGACUGAGGCAGAAAUGACUCUAGCCACUGUAUUGCACUGGCUUUCAUGUAUGUGUAGCUUUCAUUCUCCUGUUAAGACUAAUGGAAAGCCAGUUGCACAGGGUCUCUAUAGAUGUAUAGGAUGAGUGUAUAUAGAGUUCUGGAUCAAAGGGGCAAACGUACAGCCAAUUUUGAAACCGGACUGGUUGACUUCAGCAGUAUUGCUAGUUGUGAACUGGUUGCAGGAGGAAAAGAAAGAAUAUGUUUCAGGUGUUUCUUCAUGCCGUAUAUCUUAAUACUCACAUUAUGGGACAUGUAUUUGUGUAUUGUUGGGCAAAAGGUAUGUGGCGUUAAUCAAAUGAGAAAAAGAGAUAAAAUGUGGUUUUGUUUGCUUUUGAUGCCAUAUGGGGAAGCAUGUUCCCAUCUGGACUGCAGGGUAUUUGGGAAUCCACAAUCUCAUUUGCACAGUUCAGAAUGGAUUAGCAUGUAUGGGGGGUCCAGAUGCACAUUCCAGUGUGGAAGAACAUGCAGGUGUCUUUCUGCAUCUGAUAUUCAUGUGUUAUUCAUAACAGAGUAAAGCAGACUGUUCAAAAAAGUUUGCUGAAAACGUAGCCUCAUAGCUACUCCCUAUAUAUCAGCUUUGGGAAAACUGUGCCCUCCAGAUGUUACAUCAACCCUGACUAUUGGCCAUGCUGGCUGAAGUUGUUGAGGGUUGAAUUCUAACAAUGGCUGGAGGGCCACAGGUUGUCCACUCUUGCAAUACAUGUGGUUUUCCCAAAGUGUAUUGGUAAAAAAACAAAUUAACACGUUUGUAUGUUUCAGACCGAUUAUGCUAAGUUGUGGUAUUCCCACCCCACCCCCAUUUUAAAUAGUCAUAUCCUGUUCAGUCCUAGUGAAAAGAGUGAGCAACAGCUGUAAUUCGGUUUCUAUUCAUGUAAAUCAAGCUGUAAAUCCAUCAGGAAUCUUCUGUAGCCCCAUUAUUAUAGUAUAAUUUGGUGUGUAGAAGUACAUUUCCAGAGAACAACUAAUAUUGCAAUAAAUAAGUUGAUUCUGCAAUAAUAGAGCUCAGAACAUACAGUUUUUCAAAGAUAUUAAAUUUUCAGGCAGUCUUGCAACUAGCCACUUUGCCCACACAACUGAUGACGAACACGUUCUUCUGGUUGUGUAUCUUGCCAAACUUCACUGCUCAAGCUGUCUUGUGACACUGAAAUACAUGGGAAUAGGCAUUAAGGCUAGUGGGGGGAAAUAUAGGGGGCUGUGUGUGUGUUUUCAGUUUUAAAAUCCUCAGCUUCAAGACUGCAUGAACAAUGAAAUAAAUGACUUAGACAUGACGUUUUAUCUUCAGCGUCAACAUGGAACUGCACUGUAAGAUGUGUCACUGAUAUUUGUAUGUAUCACAUGGCAUUCCCUUUGUUCAGGACUUCUCUACUGAAGUCUGGCAUUUUCAAAUUGGGGCACAUGGGGUCAUAAUUCUGGAUAAUGAAAAGCACAUGAAACACUUUUUCUACUUUUCUAGAAACCCUCCACUGUUUCAAAGCACAACAGUGUACACAUUCCUUUUCUACAACUGUGAAAGAUGGAGACUGCUGUCACAAAUAGUUUACACAAGAAAAGAGUUGAUUUAUGUAGUUGAAAGCUUUUUUAAAAUUCAUACUACAAAUAGAAGAAAACAUAAUAGUAUGUAUACUGUAUGUAUGUUUUAAUCUUUUGUAAAACUUUAAAAGUAUUGGGGCGUUAUGUCAGAUCCCUAAUGAGAACCUAACUUGUUCUGAUUUUAGAAGAAAAUCUAUCUGAGUCAAUGGGGACUAUUCCUAGAGCGUAUCAUUAGCUGCUUGCUCUUCAUCAGCCUUCUCUGCUUCAUUUGCAGACAAGUUAGACAACAACAAACCUAAAACUGGGGCUAGAAGCAGAAACCCAUAAGCAUUUCUGCAGAGCUAGUGCAGCUGCCACAUCCUGAAUUGUUCCAAUUCUGUGCCAUUAAUGGCUACAAAGCUGGCAGAACUUCAGCAAGAUGUCCAAUGACUGCAUCCCUCCUUUCUAAGAUUAAACGAUUGGUUAAAUUUCUGCCUGUUGUUCAGCUGUUCUUUGCAUCAGACUGCUCUGAGGUGUCACCCCUAAAACGCCCAGAAUCCAGGUUAGUAAUUCGCUGUAUCUUUUUCAUAGGUGGGUAAUAAAAUUGAUUUUAAAAUGGUGGUACAGCAUUACAAGAGAAUUUCUUGGCCAAAGCCAUCCUGAGUGCUGAAUCUGUACAAUAAUAGAUUAAAUGGGAAAUAUAAGAAAAAUAAUAGUUAUUUAAAAUGGGACCUCUGUAUUGCAUCUCACUUCAAUAGUUCUUCAAACUAAGCACAAACCUCUGAGCAAAAAUUCUGCUGCUUUUCGUGGAAAGCAGUUGAAAAUACCUUCUAGCUUCUUGUUUGUCUUCCAUGAUAUAAAUAGUGAAGAACACAUGAAACAUUUUGUUGGAGUUAUUAAACUUUAUUAUUUUGUUUUUGAGAAAGAACACCAAAUAUCCUCCCAAACCACCUAAAUAGCUUAUAGUUUUAUGUCUUAAAAAGAACAUUUCCAGAAAAAGUUGAAACAAAAAAUAUUUGCUGAACUGUAUCUAAUAGGAAACAAAUUUAUAUCCUACGCACUUUAAUCUAUGGAUGGGCAACAGUUUUCCAGGUUUUUAGAUUUUAGUUCCCAUCAGCCCCAAUCAACAUGAACAAUGGUAAAGAAUUAAGGAAGUUUUAGUCCACAGAUCUGGAGAGUAAAAGGUUUCAGACUUCCCACCUUGAUUUAGGGACUAACCUCUAGUAUAGAAACCACACACUCAAAAUCUAGUCAGUAACCACACAUACCCUGACAGUGGACUGCUACUCAUGAAUUAUUACAAAAUCUUUGUAAAAUUGCAGUUUGGGACCAAAAACAAGAACCAA